This is a messenger RNA of Oldenlandia corymbosa var. corymbosa, 2055 nucleotides long. Lineage: Eukaryota; Viridiplantae; Streptophyta; Magnoliopsida; Gentianales; Rubiaceae. The record is from the annotation of a GenBank genome assembly.
CGACAUUAGUCAUCAUCUUAACCAUUUGACUAUUCUUAAUAAUGCUUUCAAUUCCCAGCUGACACUUUACAGCAAUCUUCCAGGAAAGCUUUCUGAUCACAUUCACAGGAAUGCGCUGGAAAUUUUCUUUGUAAAAAAUGAUGAUUCAUUUCUUGUUUGUGAUUUUCAUAAGCAUAGGAUUAAGCUCGGGUGCUGAUCAGUACUAUGAUGGAACAUCAUGUUAUUCAGCUGAUAAUGUUCAAGGUACGAGGUACUCCUGCGAUUCUCUCUCGCCUUCAAAAUGCUGGACUUUCUUGGUUUACCGGGCGAAUGACAGGUUCAAUACCAUCGCGAAAAUAUCAACCCUCUUUAAUGUGACAUCGGAGGAAUUGCUUGGAAAGAACAGUAAUGUUACAUCUUCUUCUGAGGUUCUCAAUCCGGGGAGGGAGGUCGUCGUUCCAAUUACCUGUUCGUGUGUGGAUCGCUUUUACAAGGCGAAUUUGAGCUACAUUUUCGCAGGGAGCAUGACAUUGUCAAAUGUUGCCUGUGAAUUGUUCGAAGGACUUGUUAAAUCUGUGGUUUUGGAAGAACAAAACAGUGUUUUUUCCUCCAAUUCGAGUUUCCAGGUUGGUUCCACUAUUCAGGUUCCCCUGAAAUGUGCCUGUCCUGAUAAAAAUUCUACUAACGCAGGGGUGGAAUUUCUUGUUACUUAUCCCCUUAUUCGGAAUGAUGAUCCAAAUGUAAUUUGCGAAAGGUUCAACAUUUCUGUUUCUAAUCUGCUGGAUGUUAAUCAUCUAGAUGCUUUUGCUACAGUUUAUCCUAACACAACUGUUCUUGUGCCCCUGAAAUCAGAACCCAAAAUCAAUUUUGAUUUUCCAGGUUCUUCACCUCCUAGCAAUUCUCCAGGUUUUAUUCCCAUAGAGCCUGUUGAAAAGUCUAGAAAAAGCACACAACUUCAGAAAGUGUACAUUUCAGUUUCAGUUGUUGGAUUUUUCCUGGUUCUUGUUACUAUGGUUGCUUGUGGUCUAUAUGUUAAGACCUUGAGGAAAUGCAAGGCUGAGGAGAAAUCGCAUACCCUGACACGAAAAAGCUCGUUAACAUCAUGUUCAACGCCGCGAAGUUCUCAAUUGUCCGGUCCAACGCCACCUAAAAGCUCCACAGCUUCAUGCCUGUCACCUGAUUUGCUGGAAGGCAUCAAGUACUUGUUGGGGAACUAUACUGUGGAAGAGAUGAAGAAAGCCACAAACGACUUCAGCGAAGAAAGUCGAAUCAUGGACGAUGAUAUCUACAAAGGGUUCAUGGAUGAUGCUGAAAUACUCAUCAAACAAACAAGAUUUGAGGACACCAAGCAAGUUAUCGAUGUCCACUCGAAAAUCAACCACGUUCACAUAGUGAAACUCCUUGGAGUUUGCUAUGGCGACGACGAUAACUUCUCGUGGUGUUAUCUUGUCUUCGAUUACCCUAGUAAUGGUAGCUUAAGAGGGUGUUUAUCAAGUUCAAAUCCAUCUCUAAGGUGGCGACGCCGAACCCAUAUAGCUUUUGAUGUCGCAACUGGGCUACAUUACUUACAUUACUGUGUAGUUCCUCCUUACACACACAAGAAUGUGAGUUCAAAAACCAUAUUUCUGACAAGAAACUGGAGGGCUAAAGUAGCAGUUUUUGAGGCUAUGUCAAUAGCUGGAACUGGAACCUCAAAAGACCAUGAGAAUAUAAGUCAUUCAGAUCAUUUUGCUCAUGCAAUAACAUCUGAUCAGAAAGAAGAUAUAUAUGCUUUUGGGGUGGUUUUGUUGGAACUAAUAUCAGGCAAGAGGAAUUUGGAAGAGAAACCAUUGAUAGAAUCAGUUGCAUUUUUGGGAGGGGGAGCUAGUAGUAGUAGUGAUAAUCAAGCUGGAGGUUGUUUUGAUCAGUUAAAGAACUUUGUGGAUCCUAGUCUAAAAGAUGAUUAUCCUCUGGCUGAAGCCUUGUGCCUUGCAGUAUUGGCUAAAGCUUGUACUGAGGAUGAUCCAUUUCACAGACCAUCCAUGGAUGAUAUACUCAAGGUUCUUGGCAGAAUGGUGUAACAAUUUUUCUACAACC